AUGGGGAUCGAAAUAGACGACAGAAGCUUCGAGCCCACGUACAGGGUUGUGAACGGCAAGGGCAAAAUCAUUUCGGACCUGGCCAAGGAGGCCAAGCAGGCAAACACCGUCUAUCUGGCCACCGACCCGGACAGAGAGGGUGAGGCGAUCUCGUGGCACCUGAUGGAGGCGGCCAAGAUUCCGCCGAACAAGGGCCAAGCGGGUCGUAUUCCACGAGAUAACGCGGGACGCUAUCGCCGAGGCGUUCGACAACCCGCGUGA
Molecule: messenger RNA, 261 nt
Organism: Geodia barretti
Lineage: Eukaryota; Metazoa; Porifera; Demospongiae; Tetractinellida; Geodiidae
Source: the annotation of a GenBank genome assembly